CAAAAUGUGAAUUAUGUAUUCACAACAAUUCUCACUCUACACUGUACCUCAUCGAUGAUACAGGAAAUGACAAAAAUGGCAGAAAAUAUUCUCUCAAGUCACCAAAAACCAUUCUCACAUAUAUCUUCUCCUGCAAAAAAAAGCUUAUUUACAUAAUUUGGUCGAUAUCGGUGCAUGAAGAUUUUUCAAAAUCUCACACAUUUUGUUUUAAAAAAUUUAUGCAAGAAUGCGUAAAAAAUUCUGUUUUUCGACGCGGUAGUAGAUGUCGUUGUAAACGCAUUUUAAAGCUUCGUUCAACGUUCCAAAACACAUUCUAGAUAUUGCAACAGAUGUAAUACAUAUUUAAUAAUUAUACCUAUAUAAACUUUGUUAAUUUAUAUAAACAGUAUUAUACCUCAUGAGUGCAAUUAUCUUUUGUACAGAAACUUAUAACCACAUUUCGAACCUGCGUGCAAUACGUUGUAUUAUUUGCACGAACUUAAGAAAUUAUAUCAAAUAAUAAAUAAAAGUUUAGCGUUUCACGGUAAUCGAUAAUUUUCUGUACAGAUGUUUUAAACAUGCUAAUGAAUAUUAAUGUGUAAAGCAUAACUGUAGAGGGUGUAAAAGAGCAGACCUUAAUAAAGCGUCAUAGAAUUCCCCCUCUUAAAAACAUGUUAUGGAUGAAAACGCCUAUACAGUAGAAACGUAUGGCUUCUAAGUAUAGUUAGUAUAUUGUGGGUGAAGGUUAGGAGCAGUUAAGUGAUCAAACGUGGGUUAGGUGAAAAUAACACCUCCUGUCACAAUGUAGUGUGUAAUAAUGUUGUUGUGAUAUUAUAACAGCGAACAUAAUCAAUAUAGGCAUAAAUUUCAACAUCCGUGUAGCACCACGGUAUACAUGGAUGUUGCGAACGGACAAAAGCCCCUUGGUGGGCAACCUUCUGCCACUGGAGGUUCACCAAUGGAUAAGGGGAAAGAGUGGCAGAUGGAGUUGCUUAUGGAGAAGUUACGCUCUAAAGCCUCCUCCUUUAAAUCUUUGGUGGAAACGGCAAAAAAUUUACGUAUGGCUAUGUUGGAUAAAAGGUUCGCAAUCGAUAGUGCCGAAAAAAGUCAGCUACAAAAAUGUUUGGAUACUUUGCAACAUUCCAUAAAAGUAACAUCUUUGCAAUCUAUGGUGGAACGUUUGGAGAGUUUGACGAGGCAAUUAGGCUUAAAGUUUAUGAUGUCUGGUCCACCAGGUACUGAGUUGUUUAUCUCCUCAGAUAUGUUCUUUUUGGAAGUUCUUUUGGAACCAUCAGGUGUAGUUAAAGAUGUUAAAAUUCAUCAUGAAGGAAAGAAUGAGCAGCAGAGCUGUGAUGUAUUGGUGUCUUGCUUGUCACGUGGGGACUUCCUUGAUUUUACAGUACAAUUAGAAGGUUUAGCUUCAAUAUAUCAAUUAAAUGCAGAUAAGAAGGUCAAAUGUAAAGCAUUCAGUGCUUUACAGUCGUUAGAGGCUGAUCUGGGUAUUCUAGCUCAAUUGCAAACAUUUAUAAAGGAACCUUUUAACCUUGUUCAUAAAAGCCCAGUAGGAAUCCUCGAGCGAAGAAGAGGCGGUCAUGCGAUGAAACUGACAUAUUUUGUUUCUCCGUAUGAUCUGAUAGAUCAGGAGAAUCGUACCUGUGAUGCGCUGAGUUCAGAAAUAGUUAUUAAACGGAAGAUUGGUCAUUCCGUAACAGUUUGUAUGGAAGGUUCGACUGCUCAUAAGUUGCCUACAUCUAGUAUCAUAACUGUAAAUAGAAGUCCAACGGGAAAAAGUACCCCAUCUUAUGCUCCAUUAACUGGUACAAAUUCAUCUGUAUUGCCCGCUUGCUUCGUAUUGAAGCUUGCCAAGAAGAUGCCAAUGUGCAUGGAACUAGUGCGUAGAAUACAGAAAGUGACAGAGCUCGAAUGUGGAGAUAUAUCUGCUCCCCAUCCAUUACUUAGUUUAAUUAUUCAACAUGCUAGUGAGGGUCAAUUGGACUGUCGAAACAAUAGAGGACUUUAUGUCAGUCUACCAGACCAACAGCAUUGUUACUUCAUGACGGAGAAUAAAAACUUGGAGGGUGUGUUAGUGUGUAGCAUUCCUUUCACUCAUCCGGCACAUGUUCCACAAAUUUUGGUAUACUUACGACAGCAAGCGCUAUUCAAUACCUUGAUCAGUAGUUGCGUUAGACCCAUGGCUCGGCAAGAUCCGGAACACGCGACUAUAUUCGAAGUGAGCGCUUUAUCAUGGCAACACAUAUCGGUAAGUCUGGAGCAUCCUUUCGAGGAGACAAUGGCAACGGCGGAGCUCGACUUAACAGACAUUUCUGCACUAAAGUGUAAAUUGUAUGGCAUAAGCAUAACGAAUACAGAGCAGACGUCAGAUUUGACUGGAAAGGUUUUACAGAAGUGUCUGAGUAUACCUCUGACAAUGAGAAUUCUUAUGAAAUCAUGGGAAAGUCGCGACUCCUUAAACACGAUGAGUAACCUGAAUAGUGGAAAUGGAAAUUACAAUAUAAACCUCGGUUCCGGUAAAGACCAGAAUAAUCAAAAUGGUUCAGGAAUGCCUGAUUUCACUAAUGGAGAAGCGAAAAUCAAGCAAGAACCCGGUUUAAAUAACGGAAAUGGAACCAUGGGAAGGCAACAGUCAUCGCAACAACAGCAGCAGCAGCAGCAGCAACAACAACAACAACAACAGCAGCAGUCUUUUUUAGAUGCCGGAACGGAGAAUAGUAUCGGUUUUCCGUCUUAUUCCGGCCAAUCCGAUACCACAACUGCUAUGCUGAAUCCUCUACAAUUGGGAGCGUUGCUUGGGCAAGCAAAAAACUCAUUAUCUAAUCCCAUAAACGAACGUUCAAAGAAAACGCGCAAGAGAAAAACUGCGGACGGUAUUUGGCGGAGUCCCAAACGGAAAGGAGACGAGACCGCAGAAAUAUUGUUAGAGAGCUCCAGUUCAGAUUCGACGCCUCUCGGUACACCAACCGGUGGCAGAGAAAAUUUGAAUGAAACGAGAACGUCCACGCCCACCUCGGCCACGAGUUUAACUAGCGGUUUAGAUUUUUCUAACUUAGAUCCCACCGAUAUUUUGGGAACGGACAAAAGUUCCGACUACGAUAUCGAUAACGAGAGCGAAAUAACGGAAGUCCACGAUUUGCAAGAUGUGGAAGAGCUGAUCAAACGAGACCGCAAAUCGAGGAAAAGGGAAGAGAAAAAGAGCCCCAUUAUAUUCGAAGAGAACAAAAGCUUAGUGCCGCCAUCAGUAAGUAUAACGCCAAUUUCAAGCAGUAGUUUGGGUCAAACUACGAACUAUAACUCUGUACUUACGGGGAUGGGUUUGGAAAGGAGGCCAGGAAUUGAAAUAAUACCGAUAGCGUCAUCGCCGCAGACCACUUUACCGAAUUCUAUCACUAUAACUCCGAUAGCUGGCCCAACACAGUCGAAAAGUCUAACGGACGAGCGUAGGGAACGGAAAAGUUCCAAGGGAAAGUCGACAGAGGAUAAGGGAAAGUUGGAAAAGAGACGUAAGCGCAAAAGAGAAGACAGUCCUAUGGGACCACCGCCGGAUAAGAUACCAUCCAAACAGGACCCACUGUCGAAACCGGUCUCUGUGAGCAUUAAACCGACCGAAUCACCACCGAACUUAAGCUCACGGCCAUCGUCACCAGCGACCACUUUACGAAAAUUUAGUCCGUCUCCGACGCAUACCAGUCCACUUGCUCUCGUAGGUAAGUCCAGUCCUACAUUGAAACAGUCAACAAACAAGCCAGUGCAAAGUCCAAAGCACUCUCCGGUCUACAGCAGUAGUCCCAAGCAUACGCCAGUACCUGCGAGUGUGAGCCCAAAGCACGGUACAUCGUCGCCGAAGCAUGGCAGUUCAGCCAGCACUGGAAAACCGAGUAUGUCUGCGCUGAAAUCCGCGGCCAACUCUCCGUCGAGUAAAACCACCGAUUCCGGACAAUCAAAGAUAAAGUCUUCCUCUUCGUCGUCGGGCAAAGACUCCAAUCGAGAGAAGGAGAGAAAGACAUCCUCGUUAGCCUUCGGUGGAUCGAGCGGUCAUCAGAGCCCGAAAACUAAGUCCUCCAGUGGUAAGUUAAAACAACUGGAAUUAAUUCCUAGCGGGGAAACGCAAUCCACGUUGCCUAGCAGUGGCGGUAGCACACCGCCAUCCGGCAGUUCGGAGCUCGGCAAGUCGGCGAUCGCUCAGCAACAGGCGAAAAACAGGAAAGGAUCGUUAAGCGCCGUGAUCGAUAAACUGAAGAACGCUCAACAUUGCACCGAAGACAGCGGCAACAGCGGGACGAAACCGUCUACUGGCGGAAGUGGUGCUUCUAGCGGCCAGAAGGAGAGAAGUGUUGGAAGCUCGUCGAACAAAACCGCGGAGGGAAAGUGCAUCAGCAAGAAUUCCUCGUUAGACACGAAGAAUCCUGCUGAGUACAUGGUGAAGCAUAGUUCCGAUGGGAUGAAAAUAACGAUCAAUAAAACUCGCACAAAGGACUCGAAGUCUGGCACCAAUCUGAAACUGUCUUCGUCCUCGGCAUCUGUGCCGACUGGGACGUCUUCUGGUUCGUCCACCUCGUCGACCUCCAUGUCAGGUAACGGUUCGCCCAAAACGCACACCGGCCUGAAGCCAGGAGUAAGUUCCGGUCCUGCAUCGAAGAAGCUUCCGUCUCAAACGUCCCCGAAGUUGUCUGGCUCUUCGUCUUCCGGCUCCGGCAGCAGUAGCGGAGGUAAAACAACCUUGUUAGGACAAAAAAUGCUGUCUGCGUUGAAGACUAUCUCCGGGUCGAAUUCCGGAAGCGGUAACGGUGCUGGGGGUAUCAAUGUAGGUGGCAGCGGUAACACCGGAUUGCUUUCCAAAGGCGUUAUGUCCUCAAAGACUUCUUCGAGUUCCCCAAAGACGGCUAGUUCCGGUGUGACGGAUCUCAGUCGAAACCGUGACAAGUCCCGGCUAUCGAAGUCCGGUGACAAAAGUAUAUUUCCCUCGAAAGGUAUCGGAGACACCAGGAAAUCGAGUCCUUCGGGGCUGCGGGAGGAAAGCGAGAGCGAACGAGCCUUCAAACUGUUGGCUGCUCACGCUUCCAUGACGAGCCUGUCGAAUUUGCCCAUUGUCGAAGGUCUGAUGAAGCAGUUAGAUACCAAAUUUCAGAUACCCAAAUUAUCCGCUAGAGCUAACACGGACUCCACCGACAAGAAAUCAGAUAAGCUCUCCAUGCUUCCCGACAGCGGGAAGACUCUGGACAAUCUUGCAGCGAAGCAAACGACGGAACAGGGAAAGCUACAAGCGUUAUCGAAUACCUCGUCAUCCGUAUCGAAGACGAGUUCGGAGGAUCAAUCCAGCCAGGGUAGACGGGAUCAUGUACAAACGAAGCCUGACAAUCUCUCGAUGACAAGCGCGACCUCGGUAAUUAACCUAGGCACAGAUAGCUCCGGUAGUCUCCUUCUUCCCGCUUUGUCCAGUGGCAGCACACAUGACAUGGACAUACCCACGAAUCUCUCGAUGCAGCCGAGCGAAAACGAGUCUCGCGAUACGUGCAAAGAGCCAUCAAUGAGUAGGAGUAACACGCAGUUUUUAAGUAGCAGCUUGAACUCCACCGCCACUGGGAAAGACGAGAACAGUGGCAGUGGUCCGGUAAUGGCCGUUCUACCAAAAGGUUCUGACGCGCAGUCUACUAGCAAACCCGUGUACCCUACCAUGAUGACGACAGGUACGAUAACGAGCGAGAACGUGACGAACACGGCGAGCUCUGGCAACGGAAACUCGGAGAGCUUGAACCUGAGUAUCAAGCCGGUGGAUGCCACCAUGACGAAGUACAAAUCCGAUGAGAAGAAGCAACAGCAGCAGUCGCAACAGCAGCCGCAACAGCAGCAGCAGAUGCAGCAACAACCAUCACAGUCGCAGUCGCAGCCGCAGCAGCAGCAACAAGUCCCGUCUUCCGGAGGCUCUUCGGGUUCAGCUUCAUUAUCGGUGGUGUCUUCAGAGGGUUCCUCAGGCGCGAUGAAAGCAACCGGUACAGAGAUACCAACGACCACGUCUCAGGAGGCUGCUGAGAUGUUGCUGGAUUUUUCCACGCCGAAAGAUGUGGCCAAGAGCCUGACCUUCACGAGCAUUCCCGAGAGGGCGAUGACCCAGGCGGCUUCGGUGCGCAGGAACACGCCACCACCUCCUCCUCCUGCCUUCCCAGCCAGUCCUUCCGUCAGUGUGCACAUCGUCAAGAGUCCUGCACCCUCGCCAAGGGUUAUCCCGCCCUCGCCCCACUCCGCCUCACCCUGCAUCACCGACGACGAGCUGAUGGACGAGGCACUCGUGGGAAUGGGCAAAUGAAGGUUACUGAAACUUUA
Megachile rotundata (alfalfa leafcutting bee) is the source of this 6315-nucleotide messenger RNA. It is a transcript of the gene MED1, whose product is annotated as Mediator complex subunit 1. Gene Ontology annotation, cellular component: mediator complex. Gene Ontology annotation, molecular function: transcription coregulator activity. Gene Ontology annotation, biological process: regulation of transcription by RNA polymerase II. The record is from RefSeq and is a predicted model, not a curated record. NCBI's taxonomy places the organism in Eukaryota, Metazoa, Arthropoda, Insecta, Hymenoptera, Megachilidae.